Mercurialis annua (annual mercury) is the source of this 2326-nucleotide messenger RNA. Its product is annotated as protein PTST homolog 3, chloroplastic. The coding region runs from base 152 to 1921 and encodes 589 amino acids. The transcript has 11 exons. Lineage: Eukaryota; Viridiplantae; Streptophyta; Magnoliopsida; Malpighiales; Euphorbiaceae. The record is from RefSeq and is a predicted model, not a curated record.
GGUGAUAAUUUUAGCAUUAACUGUUAAGUAUAUACCUAUUCUUUUUAAUCCACAAAUUUCUUUCAAAACACAAAGCAUUUUACACAAUUACAAAUACCCACAAAUUAAGCUCUUCAACUUCCCCACCAAAUGCUUGCUCAAAAACGCUCACAUGGCUACUCUCUAUCAAUUCCCUCACUUUCUUUAUCUGUCUUCCCGUAAACUUUUCUUAAAUUAUGAAGAAUGCAAGAUUUUCUCAAAUACCCACCACUACCCAACUCGAAAAGAUUUCAACUUUUGCAUUUGUUCGGCCAACAAAUCCAGGGCAGGAAGAAAAGUAAAGAGCAACACGGAGCUGUGCAAUGAUAUUAAGGAGUUUGUAGCUGCUGUUGGACUUCCUGAGGGUCAUGUUCCCUCUAUGAAGGAGUUUUCUGAUAAUGGAAGGAUUGAUCUUGCACACAUUGUGAGGCGGAGAGGAUACAAGUUUAUAAGAGAACUGCUUUCGGAUUUCAUGGAAGCCGAAAUUGAUGGAUCAAGUGUUGGGAGAAAGUUAGACGAGAAGGUGGAAGGUGCUACUGAUGAAAGUUCUUUAGCUACAGAAGUUUCGAUCCAGGACGAUUCUGGUAAUGACGUCAUAACUCCUGAAUGCAGUAGCAUGCCGUUAGAAUCGUUAGUUAAUGUGUUACCAAAUGAGAUUAAAAGUAUGGAUGGGGAUAUAACUUCUUCAUCGCCCACAUAUAAUAUUGAAAAUCUGGAUGACGAGGAUAAACAUGGUGAUGAAGAUAUUUCCUUGCCAUUGUUCUCUGAUAAUGUAGGACAAUUUGAGUUCUCUAGCAUGUCUGAAGAUAAAUCCUUUUCAGCUGAAGUUUUGGCUAUGAAUAACUCUUAUAGAAGUUUGAAUGGGGGUUAUGGUUCCAAUCCUAAUUCUGAAAGCUGUGUGCCUGUAGAAUCUUUAGUUGAUCACUCAUUAGAGGAAAAGGCAGUAAAUUUAUUAAAAGAUCAGGAUAAGAAGGUAACUGAUAUGGUUCAAGACAUUUCAAUUAGGAAUGAAGUAUUAAACAUGGAAAAUUCUACCAAUGAUGGUAGCGGUGUUCUAGCUUUCAAAGCCAAUGGCAAUAAUUGCCUGCCUAUUGAACCAGUAGCCAAUUCAUCUUUGGAAGAGAAGGUAGCGAAGUUCAUUAAGAGUGGAGACUUGGAUGCCGUUGAGGAUAAUGUCUAUGGCAUAUUAGAUGAGAGUGCUGAAGAAAGCAUGGGUUCCAAUGAACAAGGGAAUGAGAUUGAGAUUCAGUCAAAAAUCCUUUCUGAGGAGAACAAUAAACAUGCCGUUAACAGAAGUGAUGCUCCUUUUCCAUGGCCUGGGAUUAUAUCAAUAUCCAAGAAUGAUGAUUUACCAUCUGAAAGUCUAGUCAGUUCUGAUCUUGACAAGAAUUUGGAUGUUGAGACAAGCAAAAGAGAGAACGGAGCGGAGAUUAGUCGUCUCAAAUUUAUGCUGCAUCAAAAGGAGUUGGAAUUAUCACUUUUAAAGGAACAAAUUGAGAAGGAAAAGCUUGCUUUAUCUGAUUUACAAAACAAGGCUGAAAUGGAAAUUCGAAAAGCUCAAAAACUUGUCUCGGAAAAGGGUGCUGAACUGCUUGCUGCUGAAGAAAGUCUUUAUGGACUAGUAGAGGUCGAGAUUCAAUACAACGGGGAUGCUGAAAUUGUGGAAGUGGCGGGCAGUUUCAAUGGUUGGCACCACAAUAUUAAACUGGAUCCUAAGACAUCUUCUAGCAUUAUAGAUCAUUCUCGGUCAAGGAAAUCCAAACUUUGGUCAACAAUGCUGUGGCUAUAUCCUGGUGUGUAUGAGAUAAAAUUCAUUGUUGACGGCCAUUGGACGAUUGAUCCUCAAGGAGAGGUGGUUACCAGGGGUGGAUUUUCGAACAAUAUUCUCCGAGUUGUUGGAUGAAUGUGUAUCACAGCAUACUUUACUUUUGGAAGACGAUCUAAUUGAUCUUCAAAGAACACUUUGAUCAGUUCAUGUUUUGAUAACAUCAGAUGGGCGAAAGAGGUUAAAUUUGGGACCUGUAUACGGAACAUGGUAACUUAUGCAAGAUUCUACCAUGAAAAUUAGGGAUUGUAGGCUCUUAGCCCUGUCGUGUACAAAGCUUUCAUCGAUUUUCUGUAUAAAUUUGAGUUGUGUUUCCCGUUCUAGAGAACGUAGAGGAACUAAUUUAGAUUUUUUUUUUAGGAAAUUUCUUAGGAGAAAUUGAAGUUGCUUAAUAAGAAAAGGAGUUGUUUCAUGUAUGUAUAGUUGACACUGAUAUAAAUUUAGAUUGAGCAAUAAUCAAUUUAGCAGAGAUUUAGAAUGGAA